AUGAGUGAUGACCCCCACCACGACCCAUCCUUCGCCACCACUUACUCCCAGUUUUCUUCCCUCUUCGACAACUUCGCUGAUCAGAAGCAGGGACACUCUCAUCACGACAACUCCCCUGGCUCCCCGUCUCAAUCUCAGUCCACCGCUGUGCCUGCUUCAAGACGCACAUAUUCCCCCUUCAGCGACGACGACCGCUCCACCGCUAGGCCCUCCUCCCCACGGUCUCUUCACCGACGCGCUAGCCAUGUCCAACAGUGGUUAGAGCAGCAGCCUAGCGUUAGUCCCAGUCCCAGCCACGAUGUUCGAACAACGCCUCGCGCCAAGGACCGUGGCAAUCACAGCUACGCUUAUCGUACCCCUUCUGGCGCUCACGACCCGACGCGCGACUCUUCCGACCAAACAGAUGACGGUACUCUGGGCAGUUUCGUCCUCGUGCCCGGAGAUGAGGCUGAUAUACCUCCGCGUGAAUUCCUCGAGGACGAGAAUGGCCAGUCCCGGCAUGCAGGUCCUUCUCACAUGCGGCCCCCUGGCUCGCGCCUGUACUCAAGCUUUUUCAACCCGCCCACAGCGUUCCGUAAUAUCCAUCUGCCCCUUUCUUCCAAUUCACGACGUCCGUCCCCAGCUCCCCGUAGUCCUCCGUCUCCCUCACUUCGCCAAUCGAUGUUCUCGCGACCACAUACGAGUACAGGGAAUCACUACAGGACUUCGAGUACGAGUACGAUGGCUCCCCAUGAUAUGACAAGUACAACAGACGAUCCUGCUUCUCACCACCAGACCUUACGUUCUACUCGGAAUUGGACGCUCAAACGUCCACGGAUCCUAGGGGGCUUUCUCUCUGCACCCAAUCCCUCCUCUUCCACCUCACCAACGCAUCUCGAGCCUCCUCGCGACAUGGCACCCCCUCGACCCAGUUUCUCUUCAACGAACACGGUCUCUUCUGGCGCUGCAUCGACCCACGUUUCUGGGCUCCCUGUAGAUUCAGGGUCUACUAACGGCGGUACUCCGUCGCGCAUUAAACCUCCGUCUCCGUCUCUAUGGUCCCUGCCCAGCAAUGCGUCUCACCUCCAUGAUCUUCCGGGAUCCGAAGCUCCUCUCGCUUCCCGCAAACCACGGAAACAUUUCACGCAGAAACUGCAAGCCAACAGCCCUUCACCAAUCGGACGUGUUCCGAGCAUGCUAUCCAUGCACAAGGACUGGCGGAAGAAGAAGCUGGUCAUCAGCGGAGUGGCGAAAGGAGACGAGCGCCGUCUGGCGAACGUUAGGCGUUGGUGCGAGUCGUUUGGUGAGGUUAAUCAGAUCUCACGAGCGCCAAACGGAGAUCUUCACGUUGAUUUUAGGAGGACCGAGGUGGCGGAUACGGUAUGCCGAGUUAACGCCCGUGUACAAAUCGCCGGAGUUGGGAGCGUGUCUUUAUCUUGGUACACGGGCAAGAAACCGUGA
Molecule: messenger RNA, 1440 nt
Organism: Stereum hirsutum FP-91666 SS1
Lineage: Eukaryota; Fungi; Basidiomycota; Agaricomycetes; Russulales; Stereaceae
Exons: 5
Coding region: 1-1440 (479 amino acids)
Source: RefSeq, a predicted model, not a curated record